AUGGGCGGCAUGGAGGAGCCCCGCUGUGUGCGUCACCGCAUCCGCCAGUGGGAGGCCCGGGCGGAACCGAAGCCCUCGCUGAUGGAUGCAGCUGCGGUGGUGGUACCUUCGGUGCGGCAGCGCAUCGCCCGCUGGGAGGAGCGGCUGCGGCGGACGCAGGAGGAGCCCGAAGUCGAGCCAGAGGAGCAACCGACUGAUCUGCCUUCAGCUCUGGCCACCCUGGAGGCACAGCGCCAAAGAUGCCGUGAGCUGAUGCGCCUCAACGUAGUUUUGCGUGAGCACCUGGAGAUCACGACACGCACCAACGAGGAGCUCACAAGUGAGGUGCACGAGCUGACCGAGGAAUGGCGACAGGCAGACCGCUCACAGUCUGGCGAUCGGCCACAGGGCCUGGAGUGUCGGCUCUUUGUGGUAUCCCAGUGGCAGCAGGACCUGGCACGGCUGCGACAAGACCUCGCCCAGCUGCGCCAGGGAGUGUUUACCGACCUCUCUGACCUUGGACGAGUGCUUGCAACAGCCCAGCAACACUGGGCCACACAGGCUGAACUGGCCACCACAACGGCAGAAAGGCGCAACCUCUCUCAGCAGAUAGCUGGUGAUCUGAACAGGCAAAUAGAAGUAUUGAACGCCGAGAAUGACCGUCUGCAGCGAGCACUCGACCAAGCCGGCCACCUGGCCCAGGAGCAGGGCCAGGCGCUUGAUCUGAGCAGAUGUGAAGUGGACAGUCUGCGGAGUCAGGUGUCUGAGCUGCAGGCCAAGCUGACCAGAUUGAAUGAUGCACACCAGCAGAGCCGGAAUGAAGAGAGCAACCUGCGGGUUCAGCUAGACGAGCUGCGCACAUCGGCCCAACGUGAGCUGGAAGCCUUGCGUGCUGCACUGCGUCGCACACAGGAACUUAACGACCGACUGAAGGCCGAAAGGGACGUCCAGCAGGAAUCGUCAGAGCAGCUGGAGCGCCAAGCGCGGGAGAGCACAGUGCGCCUGGAGUCGCUCCUUCGGGAGAGCGAGUCUCGUCAGGCGGAACUGCGGCAAAAGCUGACUGGCAAGCACCACGAGCUGCUCAGUGCCCAAGCUGCACACCUCGAGGCGACGUCCCGUGCGGAUGCAUUGUCCAAGGAGGUGGGUGAGCUGCAGGAGCAGCUGUCUGUGGAGCGUCGGGAACGAGAGGCCCAGGCAGAGGAGCAGGCAGAGACCCUUGCACGACAGGUGGCCUCGCAGGAGAAGCUGCAGCAGCAGGCACGCUCGGAGAGGGAGACUCUGGAGGAAGCGUUGCAGCGAGCCCAGGCACGAGCAGAGGCUCAGGCGGACGCGUGUCGCCGAGCCUGUUUGGACGUAGAUGCACUGCAAGCUCGGCUGUCGCACGAGAGAGCAUCCCACCAGGAGGCGCUGACCAAGCAUGAUGAGGAGUUGGCUCGUGUCCAGAGCGAGCACCGCACGGAGGUGCAGCGGUUGCGUGUCGAGCAUGAAGCCUCAUUAAGCCGGAUCCUCGAAGAGCAGGGUCGUCUGAGGCACGAGCUUUCGGAGCAGCUGCGACGGCAGAGGGAGACGUGCGCUGAUCUCGAGAAGAGUCGGCACGAAGAAGCCGAUACCUUCCGCAAAAAGAUCGAGCAGUUGGAGGCCCACAGACAACAGGCCCAGGCAGCACAUGAGGAGGAGCGAAGGCUGCUUGGCCAGGGUCUGGCUCGGUGCCGCAAAGAACUGCUGACACUGCGCCAUCAGCUCACUGCCCUGGAGGAAAAGGCCAGCCAGGCUUCCCUGGAGCCACACCUGAGCAGUCUCGGGGAAGCCUUUGUGCGCUUGGGCAAACGGGAGCAGAGCUUGCAGCAGCGCCAGAGGCAGGCAGACGAACGUGCGACACACUUGCAGCAUGACCUUGAGCAGGCUGGCCUCAGGAUUGCAAAGUUGGAGGCUGAAAUUGCAACAGCCACACGACAGCUCUCGGACGCUCGUCGAUCACGUGACGAGGAGCGGCAACAGCUGCACCGCCUGGUUGGUGAGCUGCGUGAGAGCAUUGACCAGGCAACGAGUGAAAAAGACGCUGCACGUCGGGAUGCUGCAGACAGAUUUCGAGAGGUGGAGGCCCUGCGAGCUGAGCUAGCUUCCGAGUGUGCCCGUCUGCGGGAUGAACACCAGGAGGAGCAGCGAGUGCUGCGAGCCGAGGCAGAGGACAGGCUGCAGCGGGAAGGGGCUUUCUGGAAGGCCAAGGUAUCGCUGUGUGAAUCGGAGAUGCGCGCCGUCCGUGCCGAAGCUUCCCAGCUGCAGGAGCAGCUGCGGGAGGUGCGGGAGCAGCUUGCCCUCGAGCAGGCUUCUCACCGGGCACAGGCGGGCCAGGCGGCACUGCAGCGCACCCAGGACCAGGCCGACUGGCAGCGUCGUCUGCUGCACGAGGGCCAGGGGCUGCACCAGACACGGCUGGCCCUGAGCGCAGCCCAGGGAAAGGCCAGUGCUCUCGAAGCACACCUGGAGGCUGUGGCAGAGUCACGUCAGAGAGCAGAGGCCGCGCUGUCUUCUCUGCUCAGUGCUUUGCGCUGUGCUCUGGGCGUGACAGCGCCCCAUGAGGUCGAGGCUGGCGGCACAGAAGACGAGCAGCUGGUUGUAGGUGCAGUCCAGGGCCUCGUGGGCAAAGUGGUCUCUCUGGCUGGUGACAAGGAGAAACUGGAGGCCAAAGCCGAGAAGUGUCGCCGGAAGCAGCAGGAACUGCAGGCUCAGCUUGCGGCCACUGCCGGCGACCUUAGGAGGCUCGAAGCAGCUCAAGAACGGCUGAGUGCAGAGAAUGUGGAGCUGCACCAGCAGACUUGCCAGCAGCUGGAAGAGGCUUCACGGCUGCGCCUGGAGCUGCAGACUGUGCAGCUGGAGCGCUCCUCCCUGCAAGACCAGCUGGAAGAGAGCAGGCGACGGCUCGAGCUGCAGGCACAGCAGCUGGAGCGGCUCAAGGCGACCUCCCGGGACCAGUUGCUGGAUGCACGGCUGUCCGAGAAGCAGGCUGAGCUGCAGUUGGCAGAGGCUCGGCUGGAACGUCUGCAGCGCUACCUUGCAGUCACCCAGCAGCACAAGGCAGGGCUCUCUCGCUUUCUCUCUCUGUCACUAAAGUUAAAGCAAUAA
Messenger RNA from Rhipicephalus sanguineus (brown dog tick), 3102 nucleotides. RefSeq names its product rootletin. The transcript has 21 exons. Bases 1 to 3102 code for a protein of 1033 amino acids. The record is from RefSeq and is a predicted model, not a curated record. Lineage: Eukaryota; Metazoa; Arthropoda; Arachnida; Ixodida; Ixodidae.